AUGGCUAUUGCCAAUCAUCUCGUUGACAAUAUUGCUGUAUAUCUUGGAUAUAACAAUCGUACUUUUUCAAGUCCAAUUGAGUGUCCGACAGGUACUGGAUCUAUUCCAUACAUGGUUGCAGUUGGUGACUUGAACAAUGAUGAUAUAUUGGAUAUGGCAGUCGCAAAUUUUGGCACUAAUAACGUCGGUAUAUUUCUUGGACUUGGAAAUGGGUCUUUCGCGAAAGACAGAGAGCUUUCAACUGGUUCAUCUCGUUCGAUAUUCAUUAUUGUAGCUGAUUUCAACAACGACAGACAAGUUGAUAUUGCCACCACCAAUUAUGGAACCCAUAGUAUAAGUAUACUAUAUGGAUAUGGCAAUAGUAACUUUUCGGACCCAUUUACAUACUCAACAGGCUAUGAUUCUUUUCCAUCUUCACUGGCUGCUGGAGAUUUUAAUAAUGACAAACAUUUAGACCUUGCCAUUGCUAAUUAUGGCACUAACAAUGUUGGUGUAUUUCUUGGAAAUGCCAAUGGCACUUUUACAAAUCAAAUAACUUUUUCAACUAGCUUUGGCUCUCACCCACACUCAAUCAGUGUUGGCGAUUUCAAUCACGACACUCUCGAUGAUAUUGCUGUCGCUAAUUAUGGAACUAACAGUAUAGGCGUACUUCUUAGCAAUGGUAACGGAACUUUCGCAAACCAAAUUACCUAUUUCAUCGAUUCGUCUUCUCCAUAUUCGAUUAGUGUUGUUGAUUUCAACCAGGACAAACAACUAGACUUAGUCGUUGCCAAUAAUGGCACAAACAACAUAGCUAUACUUUUUGGUUAUGAAAACGGUACUUUUACAAAUCCAAUGAUGUAUUCAACUGGAGCAGUUUCUUCUAUCUCAUUUGUCAUAGAGGAUUUCAACAAAGACAGUUGGGUAGAUAUUGUCCUUGUUAGCAACGAUACUGGUUCUAUAGAUAUUCUUCUUAGUUAUUACGAGCGCUUUGCAAAUCAAAUGACAUAUUUAGUUGGUUCUUUUCCAUCGUGUGUAGCUAUUGGUGAUUUCAACAAUGACACUCGACUCGAUAUCGUUGUUACCAAUGUGUAUAGCAAUGAUGUCAGUAUCCUUCUUGGACAUGGUAACGGUUCUUUUGCAAACCAAACGACAUAUCCAACUGGUUCUAAUCCAUACUCGGUAGCUGUCGGUGAUUUAAACAACGACACUCGACUCGAUAUUGUUGUCGUCAAUUACGCUAGUAAUGAUAUCAAUGUCCUUCUUGGAUACGACAAUGGUUCUUUUGGGAAUCAGAUGACAUAUUCAACUGGCUCCCGUCCACAAUCUGUAGCUGUUGGUGAUUUCAAUAACGACAGUCGGUUAGAUAUAGUUGUCGCCAAUUACGGUAGCAACGAUGUGAGCGUCCUUCUUGGAUAUGGUAAUGGUUCUUUUGGAAACCGAAUGACCUAUUCAACUGGUUCUGGUUCAGGAUCUGUAGCUGUUGGCGAUUUUAACAACGACAGCCGACUUGAUAUCGUUGCUGCCAAUUACUAUAGCAAUAAUAUAAGUGUAUUGCUUCAACAUAAUAGAGUAACUCUGGUGAACGAAACGACUCUAGCAUCUGGUGGUGGUUCUCGUCUACGAUAUGUUGCUGUCGCGGAUGUGAACAAUGACAAUAAAUUGGAUAUUGCCGUUGCUAACUACGGCACUAAUACUGUAGGUGUCCUUCUUGGAUGUGGAAAUGGCACUUUCAGCAGCCAAAUGAUGCUCAAUACUGGUUCAAAUUCUCAUCCAACUUUUAUCGUCAUGGGUGAUUACAAUGGUGAUACUCAAUUGGAUAUUGCUGCUGGCAAUUAUGGUUCGAAGAACAUAGAUAUACUGCUUGGAGAUGGACAGGGAACAUUUGCAAUUCAAACAACUAACGGAAUUCGUUUCAUUUCUACUCCGUCUGUUGCUGUUUCAGGUGAUUUCAAUUAUGACAAACAAUCGGAGAUUGUUGUCACAUAUGAUGACAGUGAUAAUGUAGAUGUCAUUGUUGCAUACAACGUUGGAACUUUUGCAAAUCAAAUAAAGUAUUCAAUUGGCUAUGGUCCAUACUCUAUAGCUAUUGGUGAUUUCAACAACGACACUCGACUAGAUAUUGUUACCGCCAAUUCCGGUAGCAACAAUGUCAGUGUCCUUCUUGGAUAUGGUAACGGUUCUUUUGCAAAUCCAAUGACGUAUUCAGCUGGAUCUUAUCCAACGUCUGUAGUUGUUGCUGAUUUCAACAAUGAUACUCGACUGGAUAUCAUUGUCGCCAAUUACGGUAGCAAUAAUGUGAGCGUUCUUCUUGGACAUGGUAAUGGCUGUUUUGCAAAUCAAAUGACAUAUUUAGCUGGUUCCUAUCCAUUCUCUAUAGCUGUUGGUGAUUUCAACAACGAUAUAAGAGUGGAUAUCGUUGUCGCCAACUCAUAUAGUAAUGAUGUGAGUGUAUUUCUUGGAUAUGGUAAUGGAUCUUUUACAAAUCAAAUUAAAUAUGCAACUGGCUCUUCUCCGUCGUCUGUAGUUAUUGCUGAUUUCAAUAAUGACACUCGAUUAGACAUUGUUACCGCCAAUUGGGAUAGUAAUGAUAUUAGUGUCCUUCUUGGAUAUGGAAAUGGUUCUUUUGGAAAUCAAAUGAUAUAUGUAGCUGGUUCUAAUCCAUACUCUGUAGUUGUUGGUGAUUUCAACAACGACACUCGACUAGAUAUCAUUAUCGCUAAUUACGGUAGCAGUGAUGCCAGUAUUUUUUUCGGAUAUGGAAAUGGCUCUUUUACCAAUCAAACAACAUACUCAACUGGAUCUGGUUCUAAUCCAUCAUCUAUAGCUGUUGUUGAUUUGAACAACGACACUCAAUUCGAUAUUGUUGUUGCCAAUUAUGGUGGUAAUGAUGUCCGUAUUCUUCUUGGAUUUGACAAUGAUUCUUUUAGGAAUCAGAUGACAUAUUCCACUGGUUCGUCUCCAUCGUCUGUAGCUGUUGGUGAUUUCAAUAACGACAAUCGACUGGAUAUUGUUGUUGCCAAUUAUGGUAGCAAUGAUGUAAGUCUACUUCUUGGUUAUACCAAUAUAGUUUUCAUUAAUAAAACGACAUUAAUAACUGGUAAUGGUUGCCGACCACGAUCAUUAGCUAUUGGUGAUUUUAACAAUGAUAACCGAAUGGAUAUCGCCGUUGCCAAUUUGGGUACACACAAUAUUGGUAUUUUUCUUGGAUACGGUAAUAUCUCAUUUGCAAAUCAAGUGACAUAUUCAACUGGCCUAUCUUCGUUUCCAUACUCUAUAGCUGUUCAUGACUUCAACAAUGAUAGUCGACUUGAUAUUGUCGUUGCUAAUUAUGGUUCUAAUAAUGUAGGUAUUUUUCUCGGAUAUGGCAAUGGCUCUUUUACAAAUCAAACGACAUAUCCAACGGGCUCUAAUUCUGACCCAUAUUCUGUAGCUGUUGAUGAUUUUAACAACGAUACCAUACCAGACAUUGUUGUCGCUAAUCAUGGCACUAAUAAUCUUGGUGUAUUUCUUGGAUAUGGUAAUGGCGCAUUCGCAAGUAUUAUUCCCUUUUCGUUGGGUUACGGAUCCCGCCCGUUUUUCGUUGUCAGUGGUGAUUUCAACAAUGACAGGAAGCUGGAUUUUGCCGUAGCAAAUGAUGGCACAGACAAUUUAAAUAUUCUCUUACAGACUUGUUAA
Messenger RNA from Rotaria sp. Silwood1, 3657 nucleotides. The record is from the annotation of a GenBank genome assembly. Lineage: Eukaryota; Metazoa; Rotifera; Eurotatoria; Philodinida; Philodinidae.